AUGGCACACGCUCACGCUAGCUCCAAGGCCGACCUCACGCCGGUGCGGUUGUUCGACUGCUCCCAUAUUGUCGCACUCGUGACCGGUGGUGCAACGGGUAUUGGCGAGAUGGCUGCAUCUGGUCUUAUCCAGGGAGGUGCAAGAGUCUUCAUCGCAUCGCGGAAGGAGUCAGAGUUGAAAAAAACCGCCGAUAGGUUGAACAAGCUCGGCCCCGGCAAGUGCUCCUAUAUCGUGGCAGAUCUCAAGGAUAAGAAAGGAUGCGAUGAUCUUGUCGCCAAGGUGAAGAAUGAGACUGAUCGGUUGACCGUACUGGUCAAUAACACCGGUGCCACUUGGGGCGCGCCUUAUGAUGACUUCCCAGAGAGUGCUUGGGAUAAGCUGAUGCGGCUCAAUGUCAGCUCGAUUUACUACAUGACCGUCGGACUGGAGCCUCUGCUACUGAAAGAGGCAACACCAACGAACCCUGGCCGAGUCAUUAACAUUGCCUCCAUGGCCGGCAUCACCACCGUGGAUGUCACAGCUGGUGAUGACGGAGGACUUUCGGCGCCAGGCCACGGCACCUUUUCCUACGGACCAUCCAAGGCAGCGUGUAUCCACCUCUCCCGCAUCCAGGCCUCAAAGCUCGCGCCCAAGAACAUUAAUGUCAACUGCAUCUGCCCCGGUGUCUUCCCAUCCAGAAUGACGAAUUACGGAAUGGAGCAGUUUACUGACACCCUCCUGGAGCGCCAACCUACCGGCCGUGUCGGCAAGCCCGAGGAUCUGGCCGGCCUCGUCAUCUACCUGUCUACCCUGGCAGGCGCUCACAGCGUCGGGAAUGUCAUCGAGCUCGACGGCGGCUCUACCCGCUCCGGCUGGAGGUCGUCGAAGAAGGGCAGCAAGCUGUGA
Molecule: messenger RNA, 885 nt
Organism: Cyphellophora europaea CBS 101466
Lineage: Eukaryota; Fungi; Ascomycota; Eurotiomycetes; Chaetothyriales; Cyphellophoraceae
Exons: 12
Coding region: 1-885 (294 amino acids)
Source: RefSeq, a predicted model, not a curated record